Cynoglossus semilaevis (tongue sole) is the source of this 999-nucleotide messenger RNA. It is a transcript of the gene dtymk, whose product is annotated as deoxythymidylate kinase (thymidylate kinase). The coding region runs from base 137 to 841 and encodes 234 amino acids. The record is from RefSeq and is a predicted model, not a curated record. Lineage: Eukaryota; Metazoa; Chordata; Actinopteri; Pleuronectiformes; Cynoglossidae. The transcript is spliced from 6 exons. Gene Ontology annotation, biological process: dUDP biosynthetic process; dTTP biosynthetic process; dTDP biosynthetic process. Gene Ontology annotation, molecular function: dTMP kinase activity; ATP binding; nucleoside diphosphate kinase activity. Gene Ontology annotation, cellular component: mitochondrion; cytosol; cytoplasm.
AGUGCGUAUUUCAACUUCCUUGCUGAGGUUUCAGUAUGAGGCGGUAAACGCUGCAUGGCGUUCUGUUUAGCAGGAAGGGCAUUUGUGUUCUUGUUGAUUUUGAUAAUAUCCACAACCUUACGUAUAUACUGACGUGAUGGCAGGGAAGAGAGGAGCUCUAAUCGUAUUGGAGGGUGUUGACAGAGCUGGUAAAACUACACAAUGUAAGAAGCUGGUACAGGCGCUGCAGCAAAACGGGAGACCCGCAGAAAUGAUGCGCUUCCCGGACAGAAGUACGACUAUCGGUCAGCUUAUCAGUUCUUACCUGGAGAAGAAGAGUGACCUGGAGGACCACACAGUUCACCUGCUCUUCUCUGCCAACCGCUGGGAGCUAGUGCCUUUGAUGAAGAAGAAGUUGGAGCAGGGCAUCAAUUUGGUCGUCGACCGAUAUGCCUUCUCUGGUGUAGCCUUCACCAGUGCCAAACCUGGGUUCUGUCUGGACUGGUGUAAAAACCCAGAUGUGGGACUGCCGAAGCCAGACCUGGUGAUGUUUCUGAAGCUCAGCCCGACUGAGGCUUCACUGAGGGGUCAGUUUGGAGAGGAGAGAUACGAGACCAGUGUUUUUCAGAGAGCAGUGCAACAGAAAUUUGAGCAUCUGAUGAAAGAUGCUUCAGUCAACUGGCAGUUCUGCUCUCUUGGUCUGCCCAUUCUCCCACUGACUGCCUUUCACUGGACAUGGACACCAAAUGAUGUUAUUGACGCUUCUGCGAGCAUUGAGGAUGUGCACGAGGACAUUGCCACCCACAGUCUGAACACAGUCAGUACAGUUGAGAACCAGCCACUGGGUGAACUGUGGAAGUAAACCCGGCCACAAUCGCAGCAGCAUAAAACAUGUGAUACAUGUGGUUAUUUUUCGUAAUUGGUAAUUAAUCUUUAAAAGCAGAUUAUUCUUUUACACAUUUUAUAUUUGCUACUAAUUAAUAAAAGAAAAAAAAACUUAAAGAGAAACAGGUCUAAAAU